Molecule: messenger RNA, 882 nt
Organism: Theileria orientalis strain Shintoku
Lineage: Eukaryota; Apicomplexa; Aconoidasida; Piroplasmida; Theileriidae
Exons: 1
Coding region: 1-882 (293 amino acids)
Source: RefSeq, a predicted model, not a curated record
AUGGACACUGAUUGGACUGAAUUUGAUCCCUCUAUAGUGCUCGAUAUCAACAACAAACAUUCCAAAAACGAAUAUAGGUAUUAUAGAUAUAAUAAGGCAGAACAUUUCAUUCCCAUUGGAAGGCUCCUAUUUAGGGGAAUAAAAACAACUGAGGGAUUUCGCAACACAUCAGAUGUGGAUAUUUGGCAUGGAAAAAGCCCAAAGGAGUAUGUUAAAAACGUGAUGAUAAUUCCUUCCGGUAAGGAAAGAUAUUUGGUUUUAUUAUUAGCUAACAAUUGUUACGUGAUUUUUUUUAAAUCGGAUCGAGUAAAAACAUGGACAGACUACACACACAAUUCGUUUGUUCUAGGGGAUCUCAAAUUAUUAGGAUAUGAUUUGACUCAUCUUAAACCUAACACGAAAGAUGAACCUAAAGAAGUUUCUGAGGUUUCACUACCAGAAACCGUUCCAGAAAGUGAACUAAGGUCCAGAAAUUUAAUAGAUUUAGACAUCUCCAGGAUGUACAAUUUCACAGGAUACACAAUCAAAUAUGAAGACAAUAAAGUCAUUUUCAGGACAAGAUUUCAUUACCUUUUCAAAUCAGUUUUAAGAAGAAAUGAAAUUUUAUGGGAACCAAGCAAUGAAGGAGAAUUUCCAUACAAGGUAAUUUAUAAGGAGAUUGAAAAUAUUCCUAAAAUCAAGGUUUAUUUCCCUGAUGAUAAAGGUAUUGCUCCUCGACCCAAGCCUACAUUGAAUUUCGACCCAUCCAACAUAGAAGUUCAGGUCGUUAAUUACAAGGUUGGUGAUAAAAAGGUUGAGGAUGAAUUAUCGCAUAAAUCAAACAAUCGGUUUUCAUGGAAAGUUACUCAGCCUGUAACUCAUCUAAAUGCUAAACCACCUUAA